Molecule: messenger RNA, 2095 nt
Organism: Ilex paraguariensis (yerba mate)
Lineage: Eukaryota; Viridiplantae; Streptophyta; Magnoliopsida; Aquifoliales; Aquifoliaceae
Source: the annotation of a GenBank genome assembly
CAAAACAAACUGGUAAGAGGGCAUUGGUCAAACCCAAUCCUCUCUCUCUCUCUCUCUCUCUCACACACACACACAAACACACACACACACACAUCAGAGAUCUCUGAUCUCCGAGCUCUGAUUUCUUCGAAUCCAGACGCUACGUCCACCGUUGAUUAGCAAACUUAGAUCCACCAUUCGACCUCUCAAUUCGACCAAAAGCUCAUACAUCUAAUCAUUGAUCAAAAUGAUAACAAUUCCGUAUUUGACAGCCUUGACCACAUAUUUCAGCUACGGUUUGCUUUUCGCUUUUGGCCAAUUACGCGACUUUUUCAGAAAAAUCAUCGAUUGGUGGUAUGCCGGCAAUCUUCAGGGAUAUGCACCGAUCUGCUUAGGGCUUGAGGACUUUUAUAUUCGGCGGUUGUAUCUUCGUAUUCAGGACUGUUUUGGACGGCCUAUAUCGAGUCCUCCUGAUGCUUGGUUUGACGUGGUGGAGCGUGUCUCCAAUGACAAUAACAAGACUCUAAAGCGUACCACAAAGAUCAGUCGGUGUCUCAACUUAGGCUCAUACAAUUACCUUGGGUUUGCUGCAGCAGACGAAUACUGUACACCUCGUGUGAUUGAGUCUUUAAAAAGAUUUUCUCCAAGCACCUGCAGUGCUCGUGUUGAUGGAGGCACCACUACUGUGCAUACUGAAUUGGAGGAGUGCGUGGCAAAUUUUGUUGGAAAGCCAUCUGCUAUAGUUUUUGGCAUGGGCUACGUAACGAACUCAGCUAUCCUCCCUGUAUUGAUUGGAAAGGGAGGGUUGAUAAUCAGUGAUUCUCUGAACCACAACUCUAUUGUCAAUGGUGCAAGAGGAUCAGGAGCUACCAUUCGAGUUUUCCAACAUAAUACUCCAUCCCACUUGGAGAAAGUUUUGAGAGAACACAUUUCUGAGGGACAACCCAGAACACACAGACCAUGGAAGAAGAUUAUUGUAGUUGUGGAGGGGAUUUAUAGCAUGGAAGGGGAACUUUGCCAACUUCCGGAGAUCGUUGCUAUUUGCAAGAAAUACAAGGCUUAUGUUUAUUUGGAUGAAGCUCACAGCAUCGGAGCAGUUGGGAAAUCAGGUAGAGGUGUCUGUGAGCUUUUAGGAGUGGAUACCGCUGAUGUGGAUAUCAUGAUGGGAACUUUCACUAAAUCAUUUGGAUCAUGUGGUGGUUAUAUUGCAGGAUCUAAGGACCUUAUUCAAUAUUUGAAGUACACUUGUCCUGCUCAUCUGUAUGCGACAUCAAUAUCACCCCCUGCUGCUCAACAGAUUAUUUCUGCCAUAAAGGUUAUUCUUGGAGAGGAUGGUUCUAGUAGAGGGGCCCAGAAACUUGCACGAAUACGUGAGAACAGCAACUUUUUCAGAUCAGAACUGCAAAAGAUGGGCUUCGAGGUUCUCGGGGAUAACGAUUCUCCUGUGAUGCCUAUAAUGCUCUACAAUCCAGCAAAAAUUCCUGCUUUUUCACGGGAAUGUCUCCGACGGAAUGUGGCUGUUGUGACGGUUGCUUUUCCAGCUACCCCUUUGCUGUUGGCCCGAGCACGGAUCUGCAUCUCUGCUGCUCACACGAGAGAAGACAUGGUCAAAGCCUUAGAGGUUAUAAGCAGUGUUGGUGAUCAAGUGGGCAUAAAAUAUUUCCCUGCAGAGCCCAAGAAACAUGCUGCUGAGGAGGAGGAAGGCAGAAUCAAGUUGGAGUAGAGAAAUUUUGGUUUUAGUGAAUUUGUGCCAGUGGAGCUUCAAGAGUGUUGUAUUGCUAGAUGCUUCUAAAGUACCCAGCCCAAGAAGAAGAAAAACGAAAAAAAAAAGAUAUGCUGCUAAGGUAUCAUAGUUUGUUUGCUGGACCUCGUAUCUAGACGUGACCUGUUCGAUUUUGUUCAGUCGAUGUACAGUUGCAUUUUUUUGUUCCCAACACUUUAUCAUCCUUGUUUAUCAGUGUUACUUAAGAUUUACAUUUAUGUGCUAUUAUUUAAUUACUAAUUUUUUUCUGUCUUUUUACGCAAUCUCUAGUUUAGUGCUCUUUUUUUUUUUUUUUUUUGGAGCUAGUCACAAUCCUGUACCAUUUGUAUUUGAACUCCUAUGCAAAAUUCUGAA